AUGGGCAUCGCGACGUUGGACCUGCGUCCGGGGGUGGGUCUGGGGCCCUUCUCGCUCGGUAUGGCGGUGUGCGAGGCGUUGGCGGAGGUGGAGGCGCAGCUGGGCGUGUUCGACAGCAUCGUUGUUAACUACUGCCACCAGGAGCCCCUAUCGCGCGACAUCGUCAUCGCCUUCCCACACCUCGGCUUCCGCCUCUGCUUCGACCCUCACGUGCAGCGACUGCACCGCAUAGACGUGGCGGACAUUUCUCGCCUGCACCUGCGAUUCGGAGCCUCGCUGCUCGGAGGCCCCAUGCAGGCGCCCACGUUCGCCCACGUGUAUUCCGUCCUCGGUCCCACCUUCCCCGGCGCCUACACCACCCAAUCCGCCUGCUACACCCUCGCCUACCCGGGCAUGGCGCUGCUCUUCCCCAUCCCCGCCCCUCACCAACAUUUCUUUCAACAGCCCACACAUGACCUCCCAAUGCAGCUGCCAGACGGCUCCGCCCCACGCCUAUCGCGAGUGCUGCUGCACCUGCCAGGGGAGCCUGCUCUCCCCGCGCAGGGGGCGGGGGGAACAGGGGGUGUUGGGGGAGCAGUGGGCGCAGGGGGCGCAGGGGGCGAAGAGGGCACAGGGGGCACAGGGGGGGCAGUGGAAGGCGGGGAGGGGGAGGGGUUGCGGCGGGCUGCGGAGCGGUUUGCGUCGCUGCCGCUGGUGAUGGCGAACGGGGCUGUGUACAUGGAGGCGCUCCUGGUGCAGCUGGGAGAGGCAGUGCUCUUCUCACAGGGCGGCCAGCGCAUUGCCUUUGGGGACUCCGCCCAGGACGUGUGGUCGGAGCUGGGGCGCCCGUGCUUCAUGGGCGCCAAGCAGGACUCCGCCAAGGCCAUUCAUUCCGCCCUCGCCCCUCCCCUCUCCUCCUCCCCCUCCUCGCCCCUCGCUCACGCCUCCUCGCCGGCUCUCUCCCCAUGCUCCUCUCCACCGGACUACAUCUGGAGCUACUACACCCGCGGGCUCGAUAUCAUCUUCAGUGGUCAGAGCUACGAGGUGCGCAAGCUGGUGCUGCACACCAACCUGCCGGGCCAGCCGCACUUCAACCAUUAUGUCAAGUGCAACUUCCGCAUCCCCGCGCCCCACACAUCCCCAGAUCCCCCUGCAGGGUCCGACCCAUGGCUCUGUGUCACGCCUGACUCCAAGUGGGACCACGUGCAGAAGCUUUUUGGAGGUGGUGGGCGGGCGGCCAUACAGACUGCAGGGGCCUUGCACAGGGCCUUUGGGCCCACCUUUGUGUAUGGCUUCCGCCACGCCGCAUUUGAGAACUUAUCUCCCCGCAAUUCGCCCCUAUUCUCCCCGCAUUCUCCUCCAUCCCUUACCCGCGCAGCGUACUCCACGGGAUGCGACCCGGCGACGGCGGCGCUGAAGCCGGCGGGGAAGAACAGCAUCUUCCGCUUCGCGAGCGUGAACUACAACGUGGAAACGCGCAAGUGGGGCCUCGCGACGAGCGCCAACUGGACCAAUUACCGCACGUCCACCCUCGGCCGAGUCCGUAACCAGGGCUCCUGCGGCAGCAGCUGGGCGAUGGCGGCGGUGACGGCGGUCGAGCUCGCGUACGCCGUGUCGCGCAACGCGUCGGACUACUCACAGGCGCCGCGGUACCUGUCGACACAGCAGGUGCUGAGCUGCGGCGACAGCAAGAAGGGCAACUGCACGGGCGGCUGGCCCACCACCGCGCUGGACUAUGUUGUGAAGACGACGGGGAAAUACGGGGGUAUGGUGACGGAGGGUAAUUACCCCUACACGGGGAACACGUCGUGCACGUACGGCACAAAAGACGACGACGAUAGCGGCGGCAAUAAGAAGAAGCCGUCUUCGUGCGACACGUCCAAGGUGAAGAAGAAGGCAACAGCCAUCGGCAUCAGGUCGUACGAGAGCAUCGACUACUACGGCUGGCUCGGGCUCAUCCUCGCCGUGCAGGUGCGGGCGUUGAAGGGGGGGAUGUUGCCGCGCAGGUCUGUGCAAACCUCUGCCUCUCAUCCUCCCUCCGCCUCUCAUCCUCCCUCUGCCUCUCAUCCUCCCUCUGCCUCUCAUCCUCCCUCUGCCUCUCAUCCUCCCUCCGCCUCUCAUCCUCCCUCCGCCUCUCAUCCUCCCUCUGCCUCUCAUCCUCCCUCCGCCUCUCAUCCUCCCUCUGCCUCUCAUCCUCCCUCUGCCUCUCAUCCUCCCUCUGCCUCUCAUCCUCCCUCCUGCCUCUCAUCCUCCCUCUGCCUCUCAUCCUCCCUCUGCCUCCCAUCCUCCCUCUGCCUCUCAUCCUCCCUCUGCCUCUCAUCCUCCCUCUGCCUCUCAUCCUCCCUCUGCCUCUCAUCCUCCCUCUGCCUCCCAUCCUCCCUCUGCCUCCCAUCCUCCCUCUGCCUCCCAUCCUCACUUUGCCUCUCAUCCCCCUUUGCCCCGCAUACCCUCUCUGCUGAUUCCCCUCCGCCCUCGUUCUGCCCCCCACCGCCCAUCCCCCAGGUGCAUCCGGCCAUCGCGCUGGUCAACUCCAAGCCUGACUCCUUCCAAAACUACCAAUCGGGCGUGUACUCGGAUGCAUCGUGCGUGGAGGGGCAGGUGGACCAUGCAGUGGUGGUGAUGGGCUAUACCUUCGCCUCGCCUGGCCCCCUCUGGAUCCUCAAAAACUCAUGGGGCAAGACGUGGGGCAUGCAGGUAGGGGGAAAGAAGGGUCGAAAGGAGGAGGGAAGAGAGGACGGCGAGGAGCGGGGGUCCUUGGUUUUGAGAAUGAUGGAUGAGUGUGCGGUGUGA
This is a messenger RNA of Closterium sp. Naga37s-1, 2769 nucleotides long. NCBI's taxonomy places the organism in Eukaryota, Viridiplantae, Streptophyta, Zygnematophyceae, Desmidiales, Closteriaceae. The record is from the annotation of a GenBank genome assembly.